CUGUCAAAAUAGUAUUGUGUUGCUUACUCCCAUGGCCCAUAGUAGAUCCACUCAGCGUGUCGAGCAGCGGCGAACUGCCCCACUUCAUGAAUGUUCUUCAACGAGUAAUCAACGGUUCUGACCUCGGAACUGGGCCGGCGAAGAAGUGCCACUUAUCUCCAGCCGUUUAGCGAACUGUGUGUUUCUUCGUGCGCAGAAACCUCCGCUACGUAGACAUGUUUCCCUACCAGAGUUCUGGGUCUGCCCACGCAGCCCAAUUUCAAGACUAUUGUGCUUGACGAAAACAUUGUAGGACUCGCAGUGAGAGAUGAAGCAGGGCUUCCACCGGCACUGGCAUAGUCCAGACGUGGGUAUCCGUGAUGGUGGACAAGAGGCUACUACUUCGGGAGACUGUGGCAUGCGGUUGUGGCAAGAUGAGCGAUAGUGUGCUGUGCAUUACGCACGGGAGAGGGAAGUGCAUCGACCACGCUACCUGCUUUCACGCAGUCGACGUGUUUGAGCCUGGAACGACUCCGAUGUGUCCCGUCUUGAACAAGGAGGCGAGGAUCCCCAAUGGAGGACUGUCCUUCUGGAAGAGAUGGACUCAGGACCCUUCAAACCUUGUCCUGCGCCGAGAACCAACUCCAUCAGGCUCAGCGUGUGUGGGCACUGGCGGUGCAGCCAUCAGUUUACUUUGCAUGUCACCGGAGGAAUACGUCUCGGCCAAGUACUGCAACCUGAACAACGCUGAUAAGCUGGUGACACUUACCGAUUUGACUGAUCUCGGAAACAAGAUGGCGGAGUACUUGACUGUUGCGGAACGAAGGAAACUGGCCAAGCAGCUGGUAAUGGCAGCCGGUGAGUUUGUCCACAACUUUGAGAGCAUCAUGACCACUUACAUCAAGGAGAACCGACACGGCCUAGCGGAUACCGACAAUGUGGCCGGUCAGCUCUUCUACAUCGUCCACAAGAAGGAGAUCAGCUGCAAGGAGCUUCUGUGCAUCUUGGCAGCGUUCACUCAGGAGGAAGUCGUCGCGAGAGUAGCACAGAUUAUUGAGCGUGCACAGUUCAUUGACGGUUGAGCUCACGAUCCGGUCGUUCCUAGCCGGCAAGGCGUCCGACAAAACCUGAUGUUCCGCGAAAGUUUGCCGUGUGUGGCCGUGGUGGCCAAUGCCUAUCUGUGCUUGCUCAAAGUAGUGUGCAGGCUGCACUUGGGACAUCGACAAUAGUCACACGGAAUCAUGCCCUGCAUCAGGUUUGUCAUUCAUUUCUUUGUUCUGCAUGUUCUGAUUUGGUUGAUAAUGGAUGCCAAGUGAAUUGAAUGAUCGUUUUUCUAGGUAUUUUUCAUCUUUUUUUGCACCGUCUCCCGCCGCUUUUUGAAAUUAAAAAUUAUCCUCUUGAAAAUUCUUUGCAUAAACUACAAAUAAUUAUUAUGCAGCGUAGCACUUUUAAUUUCCUUCAUACAACUUUAGUGGGUUUCCCACACCAGUUUUGCAUAUUUGUUUGAUUUAUCAUUUCCCCAAGUUUUCCUUUAGAUUUAGCAGUGCUUUAGAAGUAGCAAUGUAUCACAAAUACCGUUACGUUGACACACACACACACACGCGCGCGCGCGCGGAUGUGCACACAUGCGCUGACACACACAUGCAUACAUGUACAUGCAAAUACUUCCGGCAAGACGCACAGACUGUCUGUGCAUGCAUAUCAAGGACAGGUUUUGAUCAAACCGCUGUCCAUGCACAGCUUCGCCAGUGUCGCUGCGUCUCCCACAAGCAAUGUGAAUAUUCUUGAACUGGAGUCCGGCCUUGUUCCACUCUUGAUAUUUUUCCUUUAUUUGGAGUGUCCCCCCCCCCCCCCCUACUUCCUCACUCAGAAGUUGCAAUUCGACUUCUGCUUCCUGCGCUCGUAUUUUGCCGUUUUUUCAAGUUUUUCGCCUGCUCUGGCAUUUUGCAGUAUUUUAAUUAUGUGCAAUCAUUAUAGCAUUCAUUGUAUUCAAGCCGGACCCGGCACUGCACAACCACAGCAGUCGGUCGGUCUGACUCGAUUUUCAAAAGACUUCGGGUAUAACAACACUUCACAAAUAAGGACACUUUUCUGAUGCCCCGCCGAGUGUGGUUAUACGCAAAGUUGACUGUUGUUGCACACCGCACAGGCUAACUGCUUUUGAGGUUAUGCGAAUGAUGUUGUAGCAUGGCUACUUUAUGACACGUUAUUUGUAUACACAUAAAUAGUACACCGUAGGAAUGCAUGGAUAGCAGUGCGCAUACUCGCACUGCCUUGUCUUCUUUUUCUCCUUGUGAGACAAUGAACGAAUGAUAA
Molecule: messenger RNA, 2295 nt
Organism: Sycon ciliatum
Lineage: Eukaryota; Metazoa; Porifera; Calcarea; Leucosolenida; Sycettidae
Exons: 7
Coding region: 360-1061 (233 amino acids)
Source: RefSeq, a predicted model, not a curated record